Messenger RNA from Culex quinquefasciatus (southern house mosquito), 1849 nucleotides. Its product is annotated as endochitinase. The record is from RefSeq and is a predicted model, not a curated record. Bases 22 to 1794 code for a protein of 590 amino acids. The transcript is spliced from 5 exons. Lineage: Eukaryota; Metazoa; Arthropoda; Insecta; Diptera; Culicidae. Gene Ontology annotation, biological process: chitin catabolic process; carbohydrate metabolic process. Gene Ontology annotation, molecular function: chitinase activity; chitin binding. Gene Ontology annotation, cellular component: extracellular region.
GCGGGUCUUUGACCAGACAGCAUGGGUACGCAGCCGUUUCUUUGUUUAGCGCUGGUGGUGGUCGCCGCACUGCUUCCGAUUACGGCGGCCCAAGGUGGUGGUCAGCAGGCCAAAAUCGUUUGCUACUUUAGCAACUGGGCCAUCUAUCGGCCCGAUGUCGGUCGCUACACGAUCGAUGACAUCCCGGGGGAGAUGUGCACCCACAUAAUAUACUCGUUCAUUGGGGUUGACGAUAGUAACUACAAGGUGCUGGUGAUCGAUCCGGAAGUGGAUCUGGAACAGAACGGGUUCCGAAACUUUACCAAUUUGAAGAGCAAAUACAACCACGCCAAGUUCAUGAUCGCCGUUGGUGGGUGGGCCGAAGGUGGUAAAAAGUACUCCCAGAUGGUAGCUGUUAAGGAACGACGUGACUCGUUCAUCGAAAGUGUGGUUCAGUUCAUGAAGGCGUACGACUUUGACGGGUUCGAUCUGGACUGGGAGUACCCGGGAGCGGCAGAUCGUGGCGGUAGCUUCAGCGACAAGGACAAGUUCUUCUACUUCGUGGAGGAGCUGCGUCGGGCGUUCGAUCGCGAAGGUCUCGGCUGGGAGAUCACCAUGGCCGUUCCGGUUGCGAACUUCCGCCUGCAGGAAGGAUACCACGUGCCUGAGCUGUGCGAGAAUCUGGACGCGAUCCACUGCAUGACGUACGAUCUGCGCGGAAACUGGGGAGGGUUCGCCGAUGUGCACAGCCCGCUGUACAAGCGACCUCACGAUCAGUACGCGUAUGAGAAGCUUAAUGUGAACGAUGGAGUCCAGCUAUGGGUCAACUAUGGUUGUCCGCCGAACAAGCUAGUCAUUGGAGUUCCUUUCUACGGACGAACCUUCACACUGAGCGCCAGUACGAAGAACCCAACUCUUGGAUCCUAUAUCAACAAGGAAGCUGGAGGUGGUGACCCCGGACCGUACACCAACGCCACAGGAUUUUUGGCCUAUUACGAGAUCUGUACCGAGGUUCAAGACGAGGAGAAGGGUUGGACCAAGAAGUGGGAUGACGUUGGUCUCUGCCCGUACACCUACAAGGGCACCCAGUUCGUGGGCUACGAGGACGUCGAAUCUCUACAGCACAAGAUGAAGUGGAUCAAGCAGAAGGGAUACGCCGGCGCCAUGACCUGGGCUGUCGAUAUGGACGACUUCCGAGGAUUGUGCGGCCCUGAGAACGCCCUAAUGAAGGUUCUGUACGAUGACAUGAAGGACUACGUCGUGCCGGAACCGACAGUCACCACCACACCCAGGCCCGAAUGGAACCGCCCACCGUCAACGCAAGCAUCCGUCGGUGAGGUCCCGCUGGCAGCUGGCCCAACCAGCACCACAACGCGCCGUCCAAAACCAACGACCACGGCGGCACCCCCGAAACGUACCAAAACGACUCGCAGAACUACCACCACGACUACCACCACCGAGGCCGCUCCGGAAAGUGAGGAAGAACCCGAGCCAGCACCGGCACCAGCUCCCCAACCCCCGGUUGAUUACGAGGACCAAGCGGACGUCGAUUGUUCCGGUGGGCAGGACUACGUGGCGUCCGCCGAUUGUACCAAGUACUACCGGUGCGUUCACGGCCAGCCGGUGGAGUUUACCUGCAAGCCCAACACGGCGUUCCACACGGUGCUGAACGUGUGCGACUGGACGGAGAAUGCGGACCGGGCUCAGUGCAGAGACGACGCCAAAACGGUGAAGGAUUUCUUUCUGACGAAGGAAUUGGCGCCGGAAGGGGUCGAAGAGGAGAAGCCGAAUGUCUUGGAGGAAGAGGUGGUCUGAAGGAAAGUGAAUGGUUUGCACUGACUGAAAUAAUGUGAGAUUAAUUUGGAAUAAA